Messenger RNA from Leptopilina heterotoma, 2998 nucleotides. Its product is annotated as integral membrane protein GPR180. The record is from RefSeq and is a predicted model, not a curated record. Bases 760 to 2238 code for a protein of 492 amino acids. Lineage: Eukaryota; Metazoa; Arthropoda; Insecta; Hymenoptera; Figitidae. Gene Ontology annotation, biological process: G protein-coupled receptor signaling pathway; response to pheromone. The transcript has 5 exons.
GGUUAUGUGUCAGUGUCAAAAUCGUUUAGGUUAGGUAACAAUAAUGUUCGACCACUUGUCAUUUAAAAAGACUUUUGUAUAUCCACAUUGUUUUAUUGAUAAAAGAAGAUGACAAUAAGGAUAUUGUGUAGAAAAUAUUAUCUAAUUAUGAGAAAAUCUAUUCAUUUUAAUUCACCGCCACUGAUAAAUAACACGUGGAAUAGUUUGUGUGAAAUGACAUAAGACGUGUCUUUCUUUAUUCAUCACAAGAAAACAAAAACAAGAAAAGAAAAUAAUGUUCUUAUCUAAUAUCUACAUAUAUACAGAAUAAAAAAGAAACAGUCCUAAUGUUAUUGUCGUGUUUUCUGUCCAAUAUAUAUUAAAUACGUUCAUAACACGUUGCAAGACAUCGUGAUAUAAUAGAAAGUGAAAUUUACAGUGCCCCAAUGGGCGGGGAAAAAAUCAAUAAGAAAGUGACAUUUUAAUCAGUGCUUUAAUAAAUAUUUUGUCAACAUUAUUAACAAUCGAAAAGAAGAUUUAUUGAAACAAUAAUUUAAUGUUGGAAAUAUUUAACAGUUCCUUAUGUGGAUUGUUUGGAAAAACAGUGUCAAAGAGUUCGACAUUUUAUGAAGUGAAAGUUAUACGCAUUUGAGGAUCCAAUUUCACAAGGACCUCGAUUAUAAGAAAUGAGAAAGAAUCUAAAAAGUCUUUUGCAAUUUCUGUCUUGACAGAAGUUUUUAAAUUCAGAAUUAAUUCGUCCAGAAGGGAAAAAGCACCAAAAUGCAAUAUUUGACAGUAGCUCAAUUAUUGUCGUGUUUGUUAUGUUUUUUAUUUUUAUGUCAAUUUCCAAUGGUCAUGGCUACUCAUAUUAGUGGAACUUUUGAGACUAAGGAAUUUUUUCGAUUUCUCAAUAAAUUUGGCUUUCAAAAAACAGAUCAACAUCGACAGAGAGAAACUUAUGGUUAUAUUUUUGGGAAUAUAACCUCAAAAUCGAAACUCUCGGUGCCUGUCACGUUGGCUGUUCUAGAUCGAGAUCAUUUUUUAGAGUACUAUAAUAAUCGUGACAUUCGUGAUAAAAGUAGAGCUUGUGAAAUGAUGUUUCAUACGUUAAAUCAAAGUUCUUAUGAUUCUAAGUGCAACGAGGAGGGUCAAGAUUUUUUGAGACGUGUACCAUGUCCGAAGGAAAAAUUGUGUAUAGACGAGGAGGAGCAACCUUGGAACGUGAUAAAGAAUCAUCAGUUUACAUUUACUAUUGAAAAUGUGUGGCAACCAAAUUUUUGGUACAUUAGUUUAGUGUCGUGUUAUCGAAACAUGACAACAUGUAAAUGGGAGCAUUACGAACAAAAUGUAAAACUUGAUUAUGAUAUUUGGCUAGUGAAUGGGAAUCCAAAUACAAGUAGUUUAAAUACCUUUAGUUAUCAAUUUUCCUAUGAUCGACAGAAUACAAUAGAACUCUAUUUACUGUUCUUUUUGUGCUACGUCAUAUUAGUGCCAUUACAAAUGUAUGCAGUAAGAUUACAAAAGCAUCCAGUCACGAGAUUAUUUACAGCGAGUUUACUUUUGGAGUUCAUAGCCUUGUGUUUAAUUGUUAUUCAUGAAAUUAAAUUCGCUUUCGAUGGCGUUGGUUACGAACAACUCGAAGCCGCAGGGGAUAUUUUUGAUAUUCUCUCAAGGACUUCCUUUAUGCUGUUGUUGCUUCUACUGGCCAAAGGAUGGGCAGUUACGAGAAUGGAAUUAACAUGGAAACCGUUAGUUUUCACAAUUUGGCUCUUUUACGGGAUUGUACAUAUUAUGCUCUAUGUUUGGAAUAUGACGGAAGUCGACAUUAUUGAGGAUAUUGAUGAGUAUCAAACAUGGCCCGGAUGGUUUAUUCUCCUAUUUCGCAGUAUCAUUAUGAUUUGGUUUUUGUUUGAAUUGCGGAAUACAAUGACGUACGAGCAUAAUACUCAAAAAUUAAAUUUCCUCCUUCACUUUGGUGCAUCGUCACUCGUUUGGUUCAUUUAUCUUCCAAUCAUCGCACUUAUUGCCCUUCAAGUUAGUGCGCUUUGGAGGUUCAAACUUUUACUAGGUAUCACGUAUUCCGCUGACUGUUUUGCGUAUUGUGUGAUGGCACAUUUAUUGUGGCCAACACGAAGCGAACAAUAUUUCCUAUUGGCGCAAGGCGCUGACAAUGGCGAUGAACUUGAUGAAUUCAAUGAGGCGCCACAUGUGUUAAAUAAUUAUGUGGAACCAUCGGAAUUAAGUAAAGUCAUAGCAUAAAUAAUGUGUGAUUCCAGGUAAAGAGAUUUUAAUUGUACAUUUAAAAAAAAAAAAAAAUUAAAUGAUUAAGAAAUGUGAUGAAUAUUUGCCAAACAGUGAAACAUGUAGGAAGUAAUAGGAAAGACUUUAACCUGUGCUAUUUGAGACUGAAAUAUCUUGUACACUCUUUUACUAAUGAUCUUUGUAUAUCUUCUAUCGUAAUCUACAAAGUAUUAUAAAAAUAGAUGUUCUUCAUGUAUAAAUACAUGAAAUUUCCCACAUUUAUCAUUACUAGAAAAUUUUAAAACAAAACUAUAAUACAAAAUUUUAUUUCAGUAAAUCCAAUUUUAAUAAUUAAACUAAUUUAAAUUUUCAAUAAUUAAUAAUUUUCAAAUGAAAGAUUUAUCAUUUUUUUGAUUUUAAAUAAAUAUUAAAUAUUUGAAAUGAUAAAACGAUAUUUUAUUCAUUGUAUUUCUAUAACUAUUAAUCAUUGAAAGAGAACGUAAAUAGUGCAGGAUUAAUCUUUAAUGAAAAUUAAAUUGGAAAUAUUUGUACAGUGUUAAGAAGAUAUAGUUUUCAUGACAGGACAAAACUUUUUGUAUAAUUUUUGUUUUUUUUUUUGUCAAAAUAUGAUUUUGACUGCUAAUUUUUCGCUGUUCGUUUCUCGUAUAUAUUUUAAAAGUGAUAAAUGUUUUAGAAACAUUUUUAAUCACAAAGUAAUAGAAUAACUCGAAGUAUUUUAUAAACACUUUAUUAAACUAUAUAUGAUGCUCAAAAAAAA